AUGAUCCCUCACAGUGGAAAAUUCGUACUGGUUCUCAGUUUCACACUGAUCAGCAGCUUACACAGUGCAUCCCUGAAGAAAGAUGACGGACAACGAGCAUGGACCCAUAGAAGAGCAUCUUCAGAUCGAGCAGAACAGAUCCGUCCUGCCAGCAGCUCACCAUGGACCAGCCAGACAUCUACAGCCAAUGUAGAUACCACUUUACUAUUCCCAGAUGAUACUGUUAGCAAAAACUAUGCUGAAAAUAUGCUGAAAGAUGAAGAAGCAGCCCUUACCAUGGCAUCCAAUCCCUUCAGAAGUGGGAUUGAGUCGGUAAAUGUAGCCUCAAGUAAAAAAUGGACAGAGAAUACAAACUUCUUUAAAACUGACACUCAAAAGUCAGAUACUAAUGACUCUGUAAGAAAGCUAAGUUCAUCUGAAAGCACCUUAUUACCAGGACUGGGAUCAUCUCCUCAUCCAGCCUCAAUCAGACCUGAAGAGCGUGCACUAACUCCAGCGAUAACAAAUCUUCAUGUAUAUCAUAAGUCUACCAACCACAGAGAACUACAAACUAAACCAAGUGUUUCACACGGCACAGGCCUGGAACAGAGACAGACAGACCAAGGGACAACUGAACAGGUCAAUCAAAAAAUGCCAGAGGAGUUUACUAAGAAACCACCACGAGGAAUUACAGUUGUGAACAAGUUCCCUGAGGGCUCGCUUGCACUUGACGUUUGGAAUGAAAGCAACUUUACUAAGUCCUCCUCCUUACCCGACUGCAAUAUUGACACCACGGGGGUCUGCAACUCCUCCAACCCUCUGUUGAGCCAUGGUCUCCCUGACAACAGCCUUCCUAGUGCCCCGGCUUCUGCCUCCCCAAAGCAUCCUCCUGGUGAUAUGACCCCGCCACCUGUAACAACAACCCCGCCUCUUCUGGUGCCUUUAUAUUCUGACUGGAAUGCUGCGAUGGCGACGUGGGGCCUGGCAUGGGAGCUGCAGGUAUACGGACUCGGCUGUGUAUUUUUAAUAGUGGCUGUGCUGUCGGUGUUAAGCUUGCUGUGCCUCCCUCUGUGUCAGCCGUCUGGCUGUGCCAGCUUCAGCUUCCUCCACCUUGUGCAGCUGCUUAUUGGCUCCAGCCGGGCUUUCUGGCUCCUCUAUGACCCCUAUGGGCAGCGUGAGCGCCUUCCUGUGGCCUGGGCACGGCUCCUACAUGAAAUUGCCUACCCUUGUCUAAGCGGAGCUUUUGGCCUGCUGCUGCUGUUGCUUUCUCCUCAAUUAAUUUCUCAGAACAGCCUGCGACGCUGCUUCUACCUGUUCACUGCGCUGAUAUUACUGCAUACGGUCGUAGUAUUGGGCUCGGUUGGCAUCUUAUGGCUUUUUCCUGGUCUUCCAGUUCUCUCUCUGCUACCCCCAGCAGCCUUCGUGUUACUUUCUUGUUUUUUCUCUUGCUCAUAUUUGCUGUUUUACUGCUGUGCCCGCGUUAAUGUCAAGCACAUCUACAGACUGAAAGAGAAUUCACCGGAUCAUCUUGCAUGCCAGUCCAGCCAUUGCCCGCUGCCACACACUGUUGAGGCAGGUGUGUGGGAACAGGCAGCAGAAACGGGUCUUUUUUCUGCAUUUUUCCUUCUGAUAUGUGGAGGACUGAGGCUCUAUGGCAUUCUAAAUGCAGUGGGAUUAUUAAACGGGGGCAGGAUAGGACUAAUGCCCUGGCCAUGGUGGGCUUUCCAGGUCAGCUGCAGAGUUUGUGAGGCAUGUGUUUGUCUCACACUCGCUCUCAUCCUUACCCAGCCACUCCUGUGCUGUGGAGUAGCUCGACCUAAGCUUGGUCGCUGGAGCUCAUGGUUCAACAGGUCUUCCACAGGAGCCGUUUUAGCAAAACCACAAAUCUUGUCAAGUGGCUGGAGCAAGAAAUCUGGAGAGAACCUAGGCCUGCAGGGUAGCAUGAUGAGGCAUGAGAGUGAAAGCGUGCCACUCUACACUUUAGCAGAGCUUCCACUUAGUGAAACCGAGGGUCUGGACCUUGCCUGCUCCCUCGCUCCCACUCAGCUUUCCAACAGCCCCCAAAAUGGACGCACGGUCUCUCAGCCAUCCUUUAUCAGCCUGGAUUUUACCGCGGAUCUGCGACCCCCGACUCCAAUCGACUUGCGUCGCAGCAUUGAUGAGGCUCUGAACAGUGAGGCUUUUUUCCAGCGUAGCCUUUUCAGCUCCUCCAGACUGUCUCUCAGCACGAGAGGACCUCCAGAUGGCCAACCAUGUCGAGGAACACCCGCGGAACCAUGCCUGUACCGCACCGCAUCGUGUGGCGAUGUGGAUCUGCCCACUACACCUUCUCCACCGAUGCUACAAAGCAACACAGUAUGGAGAUCCUCCAAUUCCAGGUCCCUGCACAGUGGCCCUAGGAGUCAUGGCGGUCAGACUGCUUUUUACUGUGGCUUUGGUUCUGGGCGCCACUCUCAGAGGCAGUACAGGGCCCUCGGCUCGGUCGCCUCCAAAGAACGGCUGUACGAUCAGCAGCAAAUUCGCACACAGGCCGACGAACUGGCAUCGCAAGCCGAAUUCAUCAACGUCUGCAGACAGAUAGAUGCUCUCAGUGUCAGCAGUGAUACAAUAGAACUGUAG
Messenger RNA from Trichomycterus rosablanca, 2598 nucleotides. RefSeq names its product proline rich transmembrane protein 4a (gene prrt4a). Bases 1 to 2598 code for a protein of 865 amino acids. The record is from RefSeq and is a predicted model, not a curated record. The transcript is spliced from 2 exons. Lineage: Eukaryota; Metazoa; Chordata; Actinopteri; Siluriformes; Trichomycteridae.